AUGAGUGCAACAGUAAUAACCAUUUCUGAUGAAGGCCAGGCUACUCUUAAAUCAAAAAAGUUUCUCCUAUCUGUUACUUCCCUUAUAGUACCAAAAAGAAAGCAAGACAAGAGAAAAGUCUUUCAUAGUGUCAAGGUUGGAUUUGCUUUGGUAUUGGUUUCACUUCUCUACCUACUUGAUCCACUGUAUAAGCAAUUUGGUGACAAUGCUAUGUGGGCUAUCAUGACUGUGGUAGUGAUCUUUGAAUUCUUCGCAGGUGCCACACUCAGCAAAGGAUUGAAUCGUGGAAUCGGAACAAUAGCAGGUGGUGGGUUGGGAUGUGCAGCCGCAUUCUUGGCAGAUGAAACUAGUGGAAUUGGCAAUCUCCUUGUCAUCGGUGCUUCUGUAUUUAUUUUUGGGGUGGCUGCAACAUACACAAGAAUGAUACCGAGCAUUAAGAAGAGAUAUGAUUAUGGAGUCAUGAUUUUCAUCCUAACUUUCAAUCUUGUUGUAGUAUCUGGUCUGCGAGCUGAUGAAAUCAUGGAACUAGCCCUUGAUCGUCUUUCAACCAUUGGCAUCGGUUUUGUCAUCUGUGUCUUUACAAGCCUAUUCGUCUUUCCAACUUGGGCUAGCGAUGAACUUCACGAUUCUACUGUAACAAAAUUUGAAACUCUUGCAUGUUGUAUUGAAGGAUGCAUGGAGGAUUACUUCAAAGCUGCAAAUGAGAAUGAAACACAAACGUCUACCAGCUUCACUGAUUGCAAAAAACUGUUUUGCUCCCAUUCUAACGAGGAGGCUCUGGCAAAUUUUGCAAGGUGGGAACCAUGGCAUGGAAGAUUUGGAUUCUCCUACCCAUGGGAAAAAUAUCUUCAUAUUGGGAAAGAUAUUACAGAGCUUGCUGCAACCAUAUAUUCAUUGAAAGGGUGUCUUGAUUCCCCAACAGAGACAUUUUCAACUACUCAAAGACAAUCUAUCAAGGAAUCGUGUGAAGUGGUUGGGUCAUCACUAGCGUGGACUUUGAGAGAGCUCGGUGAGAGCAUCAGGAAAAUGGAGAAAAGCUGUUCAAUGGCCCAGAUAGGACCAAAGUUACAGAUAAUGAAGAAGGAGCUCAGUCAAGCUUCAUUUCACUUACAAUUAGGAGAGCUGAAAACUGACAACAGGCUUGCUUUUUUGUUCUUGUUAAUUCAAGUGGUGGAGAAGGUGCAAGUACUAGCAAAAGAGGUUGAAAAGCUUGGAGAAAUAGCUGAGUUUAAAACUAAAUAAAUGAUCCCUUACAAAUCUAAUGAGCAUGCUGUAUAUUAAAGCCUAGCUAUUUUGGAAUGAGAUGCAAUAGAAAUACCUUUAAAAAAACUGUAGCUUUAUACAGGAUAAAUAUUACCUCUAAAGGAAGUACCAUCUUUAUCCCCGAUUACAUGUCGGGGGCAUAACAAAUAUAUUUGUAAGUGUGUGCUUACUAAUUUCAAUGAUAAACAACAAAUUAUAUUGAAGAGGGACUCAAUGAAUAAGAAAGAAACAUAGAAUCAGACUGGAUAAGAUUU
Molecule: messenger RNA, 1517 nt
Organism: Impatiens glandulifera
Lineage: Eukaryota; Viridiplantae; Streptophyta; Magnoliopsida; Ericales; Balsaminaceae
Product: aluminum-activated malate transporter 14-like
Exons: 6
Coding region: 1-1242 (413 amino acids)
Biological process (GO): malate transport
Cellular component (GO): plant-type vacuole membrane
Source: RefSeq, a predicted model, not a curated record